This is a messenger RNA of Oncorhynchus keta (chum salmon), 7117 nucleotides long. RefSeq names its product SLIT-ROBO Rho GTPase-activating protein 2-like. The transcript is spliced from 24 exons. Gene Ontology annotation, molecular function: protein binding. NCBI's taxonomy places the organism in Eukaryota, Metazoa, Chordata, Actinopteri, Salmoniformes, Salmonidae. The coding region runs from base 527 to 3832 and encodes 1101 amino acids. The record is from RefSeq and is a predicted model, not a curated record. Gene Ontology annotation, biological process: signal transduction; negative regulation of cell migration. Gene Ontology annotation, cellular component: cytoplasm.
UGAAAAGAGGCGGGGUUAUUUUGGAGAAUUUGUGAGAAAAACACCUCAAAACUCUUCAUAUGGGACGGAAAUGAAAUAGGAAAGCUCGUAUUUGUCAUCGAAAUCGACAUAAGAGGGGGAAGAGCAUAGAGCCAAGGAGCCAGCCCAGCCUCUGACCGUCGUGGUGACAGCCACAUACUGAAGGACUAAACUUUUUGGGAGUCUCCUCAUCCGACCUUGCUGACUCGUUGGUUAUUGUUGGUUUGGAGGGAAUGCACAUAUCCUCCGUUUGCUCUGUAACUGAUUUUGAGGACACAUUAAGGAAAGGAUCCAAACGAAUGGGAAUGCGGCAGCGCCAAACUCUCACAAUGCGGGCAGAGUGAAGGGGCAGAACACAAUACCAUUCCACGGGCUGUGGGGGUUACUCGCUACAAUAUUUCAGUGGGAUAUUCUUCCAGACGAAAUAUCAUAGUUACUCUUUUUUUCCCUGAUUACUUCUUUAACCCAGUAUUGCGAAGUCUAGUGUUUUUGAGUAGAAGAACCAGCCAUGACGUCUCCGGCCAAAUUCCGAAAGGACAAGGAGAUCGUAGCCGAAUAUGAAACUCAAGUUAAAGAGAUCCGUGCCCAGCUGGUGGAGCAGUUCAAGUGUCUGGACCAGCAGUGUGAGCUGAGAGUGCAGCUGCUGCAGGACCUGCAGGACUUCUUCAGGAAGAAGGCGGAGGUCGAGAUGGACUACAGUCGUAACCUGGAGAAACUGUCUGAGAGGUUCCUUACGAAGACACGUAGCACCAAGGACCACCAGCUCAAGAAGGAGCAGAGUGUACUGUCUCCAGUUAACUGUUGGAACCUGUUGUUGAGUCAGGUGAAGAGGGAGAGCCGAGACCACGCUACCCUGUCUGACCUCUACCUCAAUAACAUCAUACCACGCUUCGCCCAGGUUAGCGAGGACUCCGGACGACUCUUCAAAAAGAGUAAGGAGGUUGGUGUCCAGCUUCAGGAGGAUCUGAUGAAGGUUCUGAAUGAGCUCUACGCGGUGAUGAAGACAUACCACAUGUACAACACAGACAGUAUCAACUCUGAGAACAAACUGAAGGAUGCAGAGAAACAGGAGGAGAAGCAGAUGGGGCGCUCUGGUCGCCAGGACGACAGACAGACUCCCAGGUCACCUGACACACUGGCCAGCAUCAAGACGGAGGAGAAACAUGUCCGACGCUCCUCAGUCAAGAAGAUAGAGAAGAUGAAGGAGAAGAGGCAGGCUAAGUACACAGAGAACAAGCUUAAAGCAAUCAAGGCAAGGAAUGAAUACCUGCUGGCUCUGGAGGCUACGAACAGCUGUGUCUUCAAAUACUACAUCCACGACUUGUCUGAUAUCAUCGACUGCUGUGACCUGGGCUACCAUGCCAGUCUCCACCGUGCAUUGCGGACCUACCUGUCAGCGGAGAUGAACGUGGAGGCGUCUAAACACAGCGGCCUGGAGGGCCUGGAGGGGGCAGCAGAGAGCCUGGAGCCCAACGGGGACAAGCAGAGACUGAUGGAAACCUACAACAACGUCUUCUGUCCCCCCAUGCGCUUCGACUUCCAGUCACACAUGGGAGACACGAUGGGGUUAGUAUGUGCCCAGCAGCCGUUAGAAGGGGAGUUACUCCAGAGGUGUCAGCAGCUGCAGUCCCGUCUCUCCACCCUCAAGAUUGAGAAUGAGGAGGUGAAGAAGACUAUGGAGGCCACUCUGUCGACCAUCCAGGACAUGGUGACCGUGGAGGACUAUGAGGUCAGCGAGUGUUUCCACCACAGCAACUCCAUGGAGUCGGUCAAGUCCACCAUGAGCCAAUCAUUCCUCAGCAAACCCAGCCUGGCCAAGAGACGGGCCAAUCAACAGGAAACGGAGCAGUUCUACUUCACUAAACUGAAGGAGUUUCUGGAGGGCCGGAACUUGAUCACCAAACUGGAGGCCAAACAUGACUUGAUCCAGAAGACCCUGGGAGAGAGUCAGAAGACUGAUUGUUGUCUUGCCAGUGACAGGAGGAACUCUGCACUACGGAAUCAGCAGGCUGGCCAUGUCAUCCCUCUGAUGGUGGAGAGCUGUAUCCGCUUCAUCAGUCGCCAUGGUCUGCACCAUGAGGGCAUCUUCAGAGUGUCUGGCUCUCAGGUGGAGGUCAAUGACAUCAAGAACGCCUUUGAGAGAGGUGAGGACCCAUUGGCAGGAGAUCAGAAUGAUCAUGACAUGGACUCCAUCGCUGGUGUUCUAAAGCUCUACUUCAGAGGACUGGACCACGCCCUCUUCCCCAAGGAAGUCUUCCAUGACAUCAUAUCCUGUGUCUCAAUGGAGAACCUGCAGGAGAGGGCUGUCCACAUCAGGAAGGUUCUGCUGACUCUGCCCAGCAACACUCUCAUCAUCAUGAGAUACCUGUUCGCCUUCCUCAACCACCUGUCCCAGUACAGUGAGGACAACAUGAUGGAUCCCUAUAACCUGGCCAUCUGUUUUGGUCCCACUCUGAUGUCAGUCCCAGAGAGCUGUGACCAGGUGUCCUGCCAGGCCCACGUUAACGAGCUCAUCAAGACCAUCAUUAUCCUCCAUGACGGGGUUUUCCCCGGACCAGGGGACCUGCAGGGGCCCGUCUACACCUGCCCAGGGGCCACCGACGAGUACUGUGAGCCCCCCCUAGUGGAUGAACCUGCUCCUGACACCAUCUCUGUCAUCCACAACAGCGAUGAUGGCUUGUUGGUCGUUUCAGAAUCUGACCCAAUAGUGGCCAUUGCUCGCUUCGACUACUCUGGACGGACCAACCGGGAGCUGUCGUUUAAUAAGGGCGCGUCUCUCCUCCUUUUCCAGCGAGUCAGUGAUGACUGGUGGGAGGGCCAACACAACGGAGUGGACGGACUAGUGCCUCACCAGUACAUAGUGGUUCAGGACAUGCAGGAUGGGGGCAGAGGCAGUCCUAAGACUGAGGCGGAGUUGCAGGAGGAGAGAGUGUCCACUAGGGGCAUCGCUGCCUCUCCCACUGGAGCUCAUGUGGCUGACGUCUACCUGGCCAACCUCAACAAGAUGAGGAAGAAGCCGGAGUUGGGGAGUAUCCGUAGAACCUUCCGGGUGUCUGAGGGAGGACAGGGGGGUGACGUACCCCCAACGGGGGCGACUGGUGGGGGUGUGAGGACGGCCAGUCUGCCUGUGGGAGGGGCUCUGGUGAAAGAGGGCGGUGACAAACGACCAGUCAGCGCCCACAGUGUCCUCAACUCCUCCAUUACACGCCACUCCUCUCUCAAGACCAAGGUGGAAAGCCCUCAGUUCCGCAAAGCGACCACAGCGGGGCGCUCUAAGAGCUUCAGCAACCACAGACCUCUGGACCCUGAGGUCAUCACUCAGCUGGAGCCCACCUCACAGGAUAUCGAGGCGGCUAUGAGAGAGCUGGAGAGGCAGAGCAGUGUCCAGCACACACACACCCCCGACGUGGUGCUGGACACUCUGGAGCAGCUGAAGGGUGUGUGUGGUGGAGGAGGAGGGGGUGCAUCAGAGCCCUCCAGUCCCCUCCACUCUCGUCUGCUGAGGGACAGCGACGGCGCAGGAUCUCCACACUCACACCCUCUCCAACGCAGCGCUUCGUCCGCUAGCGACGUCCCCUCCUCCUUCCGCCCUUCCUAUCCCAGGAGCACCCUGCCCUCCUCUCUCGCCUCCUCAGCCCUCUCUUUCUCCACUCCCUCCUUCCGAGAGCCUCGUCCUCCAGCCACGCGGCCCAAGCCGGUGGUCUUCCCCAAGGGAGGAGGAAGCAGCAGUCCGGCUAUGGGGUCCCCAACCUCCACUGUCCCCCCUCCUCCCCCACCCCCACCCCAGCCCAACGACAAGUCCUGCCCCGCCUGAGGAGUGACAUCACACACGCUCCACUUCCAUACACAAACCAUUGCCCCAUCUCCCCUCACCCAAUGACAAGUGGGAUAGCUCUCACCUAGGAUCAGCUUACCCUCCCAAACAAAGCAUUAUGGGAGUUAGACUGUAUAAAGCCUCCAUGACUCAAACAAGGGAUCAAACGAACAUACAGCAUGACAAUAAAGAGACAUGGAACCUGUGCUGUAUAUACUGGUGUGAGGUGUGUGUGUGAGAGCGUGUGUGCGUGUGUGCGUGUGUGCGUGUGUGUGUGUGUGUGUGUGUGUGUGUGUGUGUGUGUGUGUGUGUGUGUGUGUGUGUGUGUGUGUGUGUGUGUGUGUGUGUGUGUGUGAGCGUGCCUGUGUGAGGUGUGUGAGAGCGUGCCUGUGCGAGUGUGCAUGUGUGUAUGUGUGUGAGGUGUGUGUGUGAGCGUGCCUGUGUGAGGUGUGUGUGAGCGUGUGAGGUGUGUGUGUGAGCGUGCCUGUGUGAGGUGAGUGUGCCUGUGUGAGGUGUGUGUGUGAGCGUGCCUGUGUGAGGUGUGUGUGAGCGUGUGUGUGUGAGCGUGCCUGUGUGAGGUGUGUGUGUGUGUGUGUGUGUGUGUGUGUGUGUGUGUGUGUGUGUGUGUGUGCGUGCGUGCGUGCGUGCGUGCGUGCGUGCGUGCGUGUGUGUGUGAGGUGUGUGUGUGUGUGAGGUGAGUGUGUGUGUGUGUGUGAGGUGUGUGUGAAUGAGUGUGCCUGUGUGAGGUGCGUGUGAGCCAUCCUGGACAGAAAGAGACAGAGAUGGACAGACAGAUGGAUGGAUGGAGAGAGCAGUGGAAUGCCUCUUUCUACAUGAAGAGAAGAGGACCAGGCUAUGUCUUUGAUCCUCCUGUGUGUAGGAAAGCUGAGUGUUGUGGUGACUCGUUCUAACAACAACGCUCACCAGUAUAGCUGCUAUACACCACGCUCUUUUCUACUGUAUUCUACUAGACUGUAUUCUACUAUACUAUUCAUCAGGGCUAUUCAAUUAGCACCCCUCAGGGGCCAAAGGAAUGCUGCUUUACUUUUCUAAGUGGAAGUUGUAAUGUAAUUGAUUGGCCAGAGAGCCCAAUCACCAAUGUCCCAGGUGUGUAUUGAUGGGGCCCUGCAGGACAAUAGUUAAAAGUCCUUCUCUACAUUCUGUAUUUACCCACAUAAUGCAACGCUUGUCUAGCUUUCCAACAGCACCUCCUGCUGGUGUUUAUGUGCACGACAUGGCUGUUCUCAAUAACCAACCUUUCUUUAGCAAUAAGAGUCUGACAGACUCAUCAGCUUAGCAGCAUGCCAGGCCUGCUGCUUCUCUCUCCCUUAGAUUCCCAGCAUUAAUAUACGCUCUGUUACAGAAGUGGAAUAGACACACACAUACACAUGUGUGUGACGUGUGUGUGUGUGACGUGGCAGCUAAAUGCCUUUCAGGUUCUCCUCGCAUGCUGGGGCCACAGCAGUCGCAGUGCUGACUGACUGCAUCUAUUUUCAAUACUACCAAACGCGCCUCUUACACCAGCUUCACACAAAUUAUUACUCCAGACAAAAUCAGCAAAAAGGGUAUUUUUACAUGUAUAGUUUAUUAACCAUGGUGAUAACUGGACAUGUGCAGAUGAGGAAUCUCAGUGAGGUGGAAGAGUUUGUUUAGAUACAAGCACAAACAAACCUCGUCAAGCGCAUUCAUAAACAUUACUUUAUGCUUAUUUUCUUCCACUUCUUAGUUUAUCCUCAGAAUAUGUAAUACUAAACUGUGUGUGUGUGUGUGUGUGUGUGUGUGUGUGUGUGUGUGUGUGUGUGUGUGUGUGUGUGUGUGUGUGUGUGUGUGUGUGUGUGUGUGUGUGUGUGUGUGUGUGUGUGUGUGUGUGUGUGUCAGUGACCCUUCACAACUCUCAGAAGUCAGCGUUAACCACUCAUCAUUAAGGGAACCAACUAAUGCCUGCUCUUUGGAGACAUGGGGACCAACAGGAUGGGACACAAAGACAGCAGAACCUGUGUCACCAGAGCCACUCUGCUACCAGUAUCACUGAUCACUAGGCUUAAUGUUUGUGUGACUGACUAGUUCUUAGUCCCAGCCGCUAAAGUCAGAGGACAACAGGAAAAGUGUCACACUGUCUCCUCUGUCGCUCCUCUUCCAAUAGCAUUGAUGUGUGUAAUGGCAGACCGGCAUUCGAUAACUGAUUGGAAAUGAUGAAAUGAUAUACAGGAACAGCCCUGAGGUCUGUUUUGUUGUGCUCGUCUUUAAGAGAACUUCUGCUGUGACUCCCUAACUGUCUGUUGCAUCAUGUGGUCAAUCUCCAACCGGUCCUGUCCUGUCUGUCACUGUGGUAGCAUUUUCUGAAGUCUGAACUGAUUCGUCAAGGGGAGGAGACAGAAUGUUUUGAUUGGUCAAGGUUAGUGGGAGGCGGCAGGAUGCUUUAGUUAUUGACAGCUUUAACACUGUCUGAGACCAGGAUAUUUAAUGUCAGGGCUUCGAGAUCCCUGAGGCUAGAAAAGCAGCAGACACCUCUCCCUAUCACCCUGCUCUCUCUGUACGUUUUUCCUCCUAGCAUUCUGCCUCUUCCCACAGACACACUAAUAUCCCUCCGUGUGGUUCCUUCCUUAUUCCUUCCUCCCCGCCAUGCAGGUAUAUACUUGUAUUAUUGCAUUCCCAAAUGAUCUGUAACAGGGGAUUUCAUUCUAAUUGUAAUGUUUUAUCUCUGUGUGUGUAUUUUAAGAUGUAUUUUACAUUGUGUUGCUCCCCUUACCUCAUCUUAGCAACUGGAGGGAUUGUGCGUGUGCGUGUGUGGGGUGGGGUGAAUAGGCAUUAACACACACGUCAUAUGAACAUACACUCAUGGGUGAUGCUUUGUGGUUGGUGUCUGUGUUAUCCUGGCUUUGUUGUAUAGGAGCUCGGAGCCUCAGUCUCCACAACAUAUUAUCAGUUGAGCUCAAAUCAAUCACCAUGCACUUAAAAUGACAUGGUGUGCUCCAGGACUGAUUGAGUGAGGAUGAUUUUAUUAUGAUUAACUAUUGUUAAAUAUGCAUUUCUUGUCCAUUUGAAAACAAAAUCUAAAAAACGACUGUAAUGUCAAAUAUAUGUAUAGUUGCCUCUGUAUUAUGGAGAAUCCUGUGUUAAGAUGUACUUUGUAUAUACAAUGUUGUACAUUACAGAGGUACACUCUUUUUCUGGUACAAUAUUGUACAGUAAUAGCAAUAGUAGUUUAAUCAAAUAGUCCUUAUAUAAUUAUAUGUGUAGUUCUUGUAGUAUACUUUUUUUUAAAUAAACAUUGCUUGCUAUAAA